Molecule: messenger RNA, 2302 nt
Organism: Sinocyclocheilus grahami
Lineage: Eukaryota; Metazoa; Chordata; Actinopteri; Cypriniformes; Cyprinidae
Product: prostaglandin G/H synthase 1-like
Exons: 9
Coding region: 303-1742 (479 amino acids)
Biological process (GO): response to oxidative stress; cyclooxygenase pathway
Cellular component (GO): cytoplasm; neuron projection
Molecular function (GO): peroxidase activity; prostaglandin-endoperoxide synthase activity; heme binding
Source: RefSeq, a predicted model, not a curated record
UUUGGUCUGGUGCGAACGUGAGUUUGGUCUGAAAUUUCAUGUUGCUUUGCUUCCACUCUAAAAACUGAAGUUCCUUUCGAGUGUUUUUUUUUUGUUUUAGUUUUUCUCAUCAAUUUGCAAAAAGCGUCCGCGAGUCUCUAUCAGUGCACGAACAGACUUUGGCAUGCUUUUAUGCCUUGCAUGUGAAGAUAAACGACACGGAAUUAUUUAUUUGGAGUGUUUUGCUUCUUUAACACCGCUUUUGAAUUCUUCGUAUUGUAAUCAUAUUUUUGUAUUUAUUACUUUUUGUGUUCCAAACUACAAUGAAAGCGUUUAGCUUUUUACUGAAGUGGACGUUUAUCCUGCUGCUGAGUCUCUCCUUAUGUGUCGGUGAAGAAAGCCCAGCUUCAUCAGACAUUGUGAAUCCUUGUUGCUAUUACCCUUGUCAAAACCGAGGGAUUUGUGUUCGAUAUGGCCUGGACAGAUAUGAAUGUGACUGCACCAGAACAGGCUUCUAUGGGGAAAAUUGCACUAUACCUGAGUUCUGGACUCGAGUCUAUCGGCUCCUGAAGCCCAGUCCUAAUAUUGUCCACUAUAUCCUCACCCACUUUGACUGGCUAUGGGACAUCAUCAACAGGACGUUCCUCAGGGAUUGGCUCAUGCACAAAGUGCUCACAGUAAGAGCCAACUUGAUCCCAAGUCCCCCGACGUACAAUUCCAAAUAUGACUACUUGAACUGGGAAGCGUAUUCCAACAUCACCUACUACACAAGAAUUCUUCCCCCAGUCCCUCAGGACUGCCCCUUGCCAAUGGGAACCAAAGGAAAAAUUAAGCUUCCAGACCCCAAGCUUCUGGCAGAGAAGUUCCUGUUAAGGCAGAAUUUCAGACCGGACCCUCAGGGAACAAAUUUAAUGUUUGCAUUUUUCGCUCAGCACUUCACGCACCAGUUUUUUAAGACUCACAACCACAUUGGACUUGGGUUCACAAAAGGUCUGGCUCAUGGGGUGGAUGCUGGACACGUUUAUGGAGAUACUCUUGAUCGCCAGCUGGACCUCAGACUGCACAAAGACGGGAAGUUGAAGUACCAGGUGGUCAAUGGUGAGAUGUAUCCCCCCACAGUGCUAGAUGCACCGGUCAAAAUGAGCUACCCUCCAUCUGUCCCACCGGAGCAGCAGCUGGCCAUUGGGCAAGAAGUGUUUGGCCUGCUGCCGGGUCUCAGUAUGUACGCCACCUUGUGGCUGCGUGAGCACAACCGUGUGUGUGAUAUCUUGAAACAAGAACAUCCUACCUGGGGGGAUGAGCAGCUGUUUCAGACCACCAGGCUCAUUAUUAUAGGUACAGAUUUCCUCAAAUCCUGUGGCUUUUAUUUUGCUUGGGAACCUUUGGCCACAUAUUUAUGUAUUUAUGUUUUUACAGGAGAAGAAGAGAUGGCUAAAGAACUAGAGGAACUGUAUGGUGAUAUUGAUGCUAUGGAGUUCUACCCAGCUCUUUUGCUAGAGAAGACACGAUCUGGUGUGAUAUUUGGUGAAAGCAUGGUAGAAAUGGGGGCCCCAUUUUCCCUAAAAGGUCUCAUGGGAAAUCCUAUUUGCUCCCCUGAGUACUGGAAGCCCAGUACAUUUGGGGGGAAGACAGGUUUUGAUAUAGUAAACUCUGCUACUUUGAAGAAACUGGUUUGCCUCAAUACAAAAUGGUGUCCGUAUGUGUCUUUCCAUACUCCUCCACCAGAAUAUAAACACCAGAGGACAUCUCAUGGUGAACUUUAGCACAAUGUACUUCUGGAAUCUGUUUUAAAUCGCUGAUCAAAAAUUUGACUUCUAAUUACAGAUGCAAAUGAAAAUGAAUUAUCGUGUAAAUCAGAACUGAAUUAGUAAUGACAAUUGUUAUUUGUAAUUUUCAUAGUAUUCUAAUAUCAUUAGAUAUUAGCAAUAUCAUUAGCUUAACAAAGGAUAAGUAAGAGACUUUACUAAAAGGUUGGUGAUUUCUUGCUCCAUACUGAAGAAUUAAUAUUCAGAAGACAAUUCACUUUAGACAGUGAAUAUGGGCAUUUGUUGCCUUAUUUGUUACUUAGCCCACUUGAUCUAAGCCUUAAAAAUGGUGAAACCUUAAAUCAUCAGGUUGAUUCAGUCUUAUAGAAAUAUUUGUUUACUGGCACUCAUAUUGCCAAACAACCAUCCAUUUUUCAAACCGCGUGUCCUAUGUAGAGUCGUUGUAGUCUAUCCCAUUGAGUGGACAGAUGACCUGUCCAUCACAGGCCAAAUAAACAUUUAGCUUUAAAUGAAUUGUAUUUGCUGCCUCAUAGUCUGUUCUGUUAAGUAAAUUCCAA